Gymnogyps californianus (California condor) is the source of this 1448-nucleotide messenger RNA. It is a transcript of the gene SIX1, whose product is annotated as SIX homeobox 1. The record is from RefSeq and is a predicted model, not a curated record. Gene Ontology annotation, biological process: regulation of transcription by RNA polymerase II. Gene Ontology annotation, cellular component: nucleus; transcription regulator complex. Bases 21 to 869 code for a protein of 282 amino acids. Lineage: Eukaryota; Metazoa; Chordata; Aves; Accipitriformes; Cathartidae. The transcript has 2 exons. Gene Ontology annotation, molecular function: RNA polymerase II cis-regulatory region sequence-specific DNA binding; DNA-binding transcription factor activity, RNA polymerase II-specific.
CGCCGCCGCCGCGCUCGGCCAUGUCGAUGCUGCCGUCGUUUGGCUUCACGCAGGAGCAGGUCGCCUGCGUCUGCGAGGUGCUGCAGCAAGGGGGGAACCUCGAGAGGUUGGGCCGGUUCCUCUGGUCGCUGCCGGCCUGCGACCACCUGCACAAGAACGAGAGCGUCCUGAAGGCCAAGGCGGUGGUGGCCUUCCACCGCGGCAACUUCCGCGAGCUCUACAAGAUCCUGGAGAGCCACCAGUUCUCCCCCCACAACCACCCCAAGCUGCAGCAGCUCUGGCUGAAGGCUCACUACGUGGAAGCCGAGAAACUGCGGGGCAGACCCUUGGGCGCCGUCGGCAAAUACCGCGUCCGCCGAAAAUUCCCUUUGCCCCGCACCAUCUGGGACGGCGAGGAAACCAGUUACUGCUUCAAGGAGAAAUCCCGGGGCGUGCUGCGGGAAUGGUACGCCCACAACCCCUACCCGUCCCCCCGGGAGAAGCGGGAGCUGGCGGAAGCCACCGGUCUCACCACCACCCAGGUCAGCAACUGGUUCAAGAACCGGAGGCAGCGGGACCGAGCGGCGGAGGCGAAGGAAAGGGAGAACACGGAAAACAACAACGCGGCCACCAACAAACCGAACCAACUCUCGCCUCUGGAUGGGAGCAAACCCCUCAUGUCCAGCUCCGAGGAAGAGUUUUCUCCUCCCCAAAGCCCGGAUCAGAACUCGGUCCUGCUUUUGCAGGGGAACCUCAGCCACGCCAGGAGCUCCGGCUACUCCCUGAGCGGCUUAGCCGCAUCCCAGACCCCUCACAGCCUCCAAGGCCACCAGCUCCAGGACUCGCUGCUGGGACCCCUCACGUCCAGCCUGGUGGAUCUGGGAUCCUAAAGGCCCGCGGCGGGCGGCCGGAGGAUCGGGAGAGGAGGUUCUGCUCGGGGACAGAGGCUCUGGGUUGUACAUAGAGGACAGCACCCGGUUUUACAGCUCACCCGCUGAUUCUUGAUGGGACUCUCGGCUCUUUUCACACAACCCCACAUCGGCUCCUGGUCCAGUUCCCCCCCAGCGUCUCCCACUAUCACCAUGAUUUUUUUUUUUAAUUUUUUUUUUUCCACGUAGCCAAACGCAGAGAGCGGCAGAAACCCUCAGCCCUUCAAGUUCAAGCGAGCUGGUCCCAACGGGAAUUACAAAAAAAAAAAAAAGAAAAAAAAAAAAGAAAAAAAACCCAAAAACCCAACCAACCCCAGCUGGAUCCGAUUCCACCCAAAUAAAUCCCAGCCCCGCAGGCGCGGUGGGGCAGAGGCGGCCGGUGCAUCCCUGCUGCUGCCCAGCCGGGUCCCCGCGGGGCCGGCGAGGAGCUGGGACGGAGGCAGAGGGAGUGAACCGCUGUACCGAGCCUUGUGUUAUAGCGGGAAGAGGGAGGGGAAGUUACGUUUACAUUUUUCAUAUUUAGCCUUAACAGAAAGAUUU